GGCCGCGCCCUGCACCGGGGAGGGGGUGCAAUCGUCGCCAGCCGUCUGCAGCAAUCGGAAGCGAUCCGAAAGCCUGCAGCGAGAGAGGGGCUGAAAUGACUCAUCUGCGCUCUGCAGCCCCGAGCCGCGCUGGCUCACGAAUCGCGCCUGUUCGUGUGGGUUAACACCGCUAAGGAAGAGGGCGGCCCACGCGGGGUCGCCGCCCGCGGCCGCAGAGGCGCCUGGAAGCCCCUGCCCCCGCGACAGCGGGGCCUCGGCAGCUAUUCUCCCCAAAUGUUUUCCAAAACGGGGCUGUGGCUGUUGUCGUUCAAGGAGCAAGUCCCCAACUGCUCGGAAACGCCUACGCUGUUACCCCGCAGUCCCGGGUAGGGUUUUAAACAGGGCUUAAAUAAAGCGGAGGAAGGAGGGUCGGCUACCUGCCACGCUAACAUCAGAACAGAGAAGCCGCCGCCCAGACCCGUUUACGGUUGGCGGUUUCCCGCCGGGCAAACGGAAGCAAAACCGCCCCUGACGUCACGGGAGGUGGCCGCUCCCGGUUACCAUGGUGAAGCCCGAGCGGCCAUCUUGACUGUGGUCAGCCUGCACCGGCCGCGGGAAGGCUUCACGAUGAGACACGAGAAGGGAAUCGUCCCUCUCGGAAAUAAGGAACUGGCAGAAUCACGAAAGACCAGAGGCACAAAGCAUUAGCUAAUGUAGGUAGGGGAGCACAGAGGCGGUGCGGCGUCCGCGGCUUUAGCGGAACGAUUCGAUCGGGCCCGCGGAGGGUUCCGCCCCGGAGCCCUAGAGCCGCUUCCGGUGCCCAGCGGAAGCGUGGGUCGCCAGAGGACGACUCUUGGAAAGAAUCGGCUCUCCGCCGGGCGCCCAACCGGAAUCAUGUCGAGUUUAGCGGUGAGAGACCCGGCGAUGGAUCGGUCACUGCGUUCCGUGUUCGUGGGGAACAUUCCGUAUGAGGCAACCGAGGAGCAGCUGAAGGACAUUUUCUCGGAGGUCGGUUCUGUGGUCAGUUUCCGGCUGGUGUACGACCGGGAGACGGGCAAGCCCAAGGGCUAUGGCUUCUGCGAGUACCAGGACCAGGAGACCGCGCUGAGCGCCAUGCGCAAUCUCAACGGGCGCGAGUUCAGCGGCCGGGCGCUGCGGGUGGACAACGCGGCCAGCGAGAAGAACAAGGAGGAGCUCAAGAGCCUGGGGCCCGCGGCGCCCAUCAUCGACUCGCCCUACGGGGACCCCAUCGACCCGGAAGACGCCCCCGAGUCCAUCACCAGGGCGGUCGCCAGUCUGCCCCCCGAGCAGAUGUUCGAGCUCAUGAAGCAGAUGAAGCUGUGCGUGCAGAACAGCCACCAGGAAGCGCGAAAUAUGCUGCUUCAGAACCCCCAGCUGGCCUAUGCGCUGCUGCAGGCCCAGGUGGUGAUGAGAAUAAUGGACCCGGAGAUUGCUCUGAAAAUCCUGCACCGCAAGAUCCACGUCACCCCGCUCAUCCCGGGCAAAUCUCAGCCGGUGUCCGGCCCCGGCCCCGGCCCGGGGCUGUGCCCGGGACCCAGUGUCCUGCUGAACCAGCAGAACCCGCCAGCCCCUCAGCCGCAGCAUAUGGCCAGACGGCCAGUGAAAGACAUUCCUCCUCUGAUGCAGACCCCUAUCCAGGGCGGGAUCCCAGCCCCGGGGCCGAUGCCAGCUGCGGUUCCCGGACCCGGGCCUGGUUCCCUAACUCCCGGGGGAGGAAUGCAGCCCCAGGUUGGGAUGCCGGGCGUCGGCCCAGUGCCUUUAGAGCGGGGACAGGUGCAGAUGUCGGAUCCCCGAGCUCCUCUACCUCGUGGACCCAUGACUGCCGGUGGCCUGCCUCCUCGAGGGCUGUUAGGAGAUGCUCCAAACGACCCCCGUGGAGGGACUUUGCUUUCAGUCACUGGGGAGGUAGAGCCCAGAGGCUAUCUUGGCCCACCUCAUCAGGGCCCCCCCAUGCACCACGCCUCUGGUCACGACGGCCGGGGCCCUUCCUCCCAUGAGAUGAGGGGAGGGCCAUUAGCAGAUCCCAGACUGCUAAUUGGAGAGCCCAGAGGACCCAUGAUAGAUCAAAGGGGCCUCCCGAUGGAUGGUAGAGGAAGUAGAGAUUCUCGAGGGAUGGAGACUCGAGCCAUGGAGACGGAAGUCUUGGAGACCCGAGUAAUGGAGAGAAGAGGAAUGGAGACCUGUGCAAUGGAAACCAGAGGGAUGGAAGCGAGAGGCAUGGAUGGAAGAGGAAUGGAGCUAAGGGGCCCUGGCCCCAGCUCCAGAGGCCCUAUGACUGGUGGAAUCCAGGGUCCUGGUCCCAUUAAUAUGGGGGCAGGUGGUCCUCAGGGACCCAGACAGGUCUCGAGCAUUUCAGGGGUGGGAAAUCCUGGAGCGGGCAUGCAGGGGGCAGGCAUACAAGGAACGGGCAUGCAGGGGGCGGGCAUACAAGGAACAGGCAUGCAGGGGGCGGGCAUACAAGGAGCGGGCAUGCAGGGGGCGGGCAUACAAGGAGCGGGCAUGCAGGGGGCGGGCAUACAAGGAGCAGGCAUGCAGGGGGCAGGCAUACAAGGAGUGGGCAUGCAGGGGGCGGGUAAGCAAGGUGGAGGCCAGCCGAGCAGUUUUAGCCCUGGGCAGAGCCAGGUAACUCCGCAGGAUCAAGAGAAGGCAGCUCUGAUCAUGCAGGUUCUCCAACUGACUGCAGAUCAGAUCGCCAUGCUGCCUCCUGAGCAAAGGCAGAGCAUCCUGAUUUUAAAGGAACAAAUUCAGAAAUCUACUGGAGCUUCUUGAAAGGUCUUAGACAGUGUUUGGCAGUAUUCUCAAAGUUUUUGUGUAGCAUGGAGAAUGGGUGCAAAAAGCUGACCGCUGCAUCCCCACACUUGAAUGAUUAGGGUUUCCCUCCCAGAACCUUAUUUCAUCUUGUUGUCUUUGUAUUCUUCUCCGUUUUCCUUUUUAUUUUAAUGGGGGUGGGGGUUGGGGGGAGUGGGUCUGUUCACUUUUAUUCACUGUAAAUAUACAAAAAUAACUCUGGACAUGGUUAUAUUAUACCAAAUAAGAUUACAAAGAAUAAGCAAUAUUAAAAGUCUCUACAGUAUGCUAACUACAUUUUUUAAAUAUUGAGUAAAACAAUGUGACAACUGCACAUAAUACUAAAAUAUGACUUGUUAAGCUGGUAAUGUACUAAGAUAGUUUAAGAUUCUUGGUUGUGUAAGAAAAUAAAGAAGUUUACCUCAAAA
Molecule: messenger RNA, 3215 nt
Organism: Leopardus geoffroyi (Geoffroy's cat)
Lineage: Eukaryota; Metazoa; Chordata; Mammalia; Carnivora; Felidae
Gene: CSTF2T
Product: cleavage stimulation factor subunit 2 tau variant
Exons: 1
Coding region: 874-2769 (631 amino acids)
Biological process (GO): mRNA 3'-end processing
Cellular component (GO): mRNA cleavage and polyadenylation specificity factor complex
Molecular function (GO): mRNA binding
Source: RefSeq, a predicted model, not a curated record